AUAUUGCGUUGUGGAACACACGGGUACGCUCACACUACAAGCAAUGACACCAACCUUGCCAAUGCCAGCAGAGGAGGAACUGAAUAAAAUGUUUCUCGAGCUUGUCGACGAGUUAGACUUAACUCAAACCAAUCGGCAAGCAGUUUUGGCACUUCCAGCUAAUAAAAAGUGGCAAAUAUAUUGCUCCAGGAAAGGUAAUGAUACAUUAGAUAAUGGAGGCUUGCGCACUACUGACCUUAGCGGCGAUCCCGAAGAUUAUAUCAAUAGAUUGAAGACGAUAGCGAAUAAUCCUUUCCCAGAAGAAGAUGAAGAGGUAUCAAAUCAAAUGCGUCAAGCAGAAGCUCUAAAGACUGCCCUGAGGACGCAGCCGCAUAGCUUUGUUCUCAGAUUUAUAGAACUAGAUGGUUUAAAUGCUUUAUUACAAGUUCUAGAGACUAUGGAUACCGAAGCAGCUAAUAGUAAUAUCAACACCAGUAUUAUAGGAUGUUUAAAGGCUUUAAUGAAUAAUUCGAAUGGUAGAGCGCAUGUAUUAGCGCAUCCGACGGCAAUCAACACAAUAUCACAAUCACUCGCAUCUGAGAAUAUAAAAACGAAAAUUUCUGUCCUAGAAAUUCUCGGUGCAGUUUGUCUAGUGCCAGGCGGUCACCGCAAAGUUUUAGAAGCCAUGUUGCACUUCCAACAAUAUCAUUCCGAAAGAACGCGCUUCCAAUGUAUAAUUAAUGAUCUUGACAAAAAUUUCGGCAUCUAUAAAGAUAAUUUAUCCUUGAAAACAGCGAUUAUGUCAUUCAUUAACGCGGUGCUAAAUUAUGGACCUGGCCAAGUAACAUUGGAAUUUAGGUUGCACUUACGAUAUGAGCUACUGAUGCUCGGCAUCCAACCUAUUAUCGAAAAAUUAAGAAAAUACGAAAAUGAGACACUCGAUAGGCAUCUCGAUUUUUUUGAAAUGGUACGAAAUGAAGAUGAGAAAGAGCUCGCCAGGAAGUUUGAAAAGGAACAUGUAGAUACUAAAAGUGCUAGCGCCAUGUUCGAUCUUUUGCGACGGAAACUCAGUCAUACUGCUGCUUAUCCUCAUCUUCUCAGCUUACUAGAACAUUGUCUUUUAUUGCCACUGGAUUACGGUUCGCAUCCCCAACAUUGGUUGUUAUUUGAUCGAAUCGUUCAGCAAAUUGUUUUACAGUCUGAAAGCAACGAGACGGGGUUAGUAAAAAAUUCCGAUGUGGCUCCAAUAGAUAUAAACGUGAAAGAAAUUGUUCAUCUUCUCGCCAAAGAGGAGGAACUUGUGGCAGCAAGGAAAAAGGCUGAGGAGAUGGAACGCGAAAAUUUGGACAUGUCUACAAAAUUGGCUAAAAAGGAGCAAGAACUAGAUUUGAGAACUCAAGAAAAAGAAGAUAUGGAAGCAAGUUUAGCAAGAAUCAAAGAACGUCUUGAAAAAGAGAUAUCGAUGCACAUAGAGACAAAACAAAAAAUUUCUGAAUUGCAAGAUAACCUUGAGAUAUUGUCGCGACAAGUUAACAACGAAAAAUCAGAAAGGAAACGUCUAGAACAAUUAGUAGCUUCAGGAAGUUUGCCAGACGAUGCAAAAGCCACUUUAAAAAUUGUGGAAGAUGAAGUACUCGAGAAGAUUGAGACUAAACUUACUCCGCCACCACCACCACCUCCUCCAUUAGCACCUCCGCCACCUCCUUGUUUAAUGCUGGCUGCUCCUCCGCCUAUGAAGGUUAUAAUAAAGAAUGUUCCACAGCCGAGUAAUCCUUUGAAAUCGUUUAACUGGUCCAAAAUACCUGAGCAGAAAUUACAAGGCACGAUAUGGUCAGAAUUGGAUGAUUCGAAACUCUAUAAUGUAAUGGACCUCGAGUCCAUUGAUAAGAUCUUCUGCGCUUAUCAAAAAAAUGGCGUUUCUACAGAAGGCUCAAUAGAGGACUUGAGAACAUUAGGAAAGAAUAAAAAGACGAUGUCGGUAAUUGAUUCGAGAAGAGCGCAGAAUUGCACUAUAUUAUUGUCAAAAUUGAAAAUGUCUGAUAAUGAAAUUACUAGAACAAUAUUAUCGAUGGAUCAACAGAAUAUUUUGCACAUCGAUAUGGUGGAACAGUUGCUAAAGUACAUACCAUCUUCAGAAGAAGCUGCCUUGUUAGAUAUCCAUCAAAAAGAAUUGCAGAACAGGGCGGAUUGUUUUUUAUAUCAAAUAUCAAAAGUGCCACAUUACGAACAGAGAUUGCGUUCUCUUCAUUAUAAAAAGAAAUUUGCAGCUAGCAUUGCGGAAUUGACACCGAGGAUGCGAGCAGUUUUAGAAGCGAGCCGACAAGUAGCCAGAUCAAGGAGACUCAGAAAACUUUUAGAAUUAGUUUUAGCAUUGGGAAAUUAUGUGAAUCGUGGAAACGCGCGAGGUAACGCGUGUGGCUUCCGAUUAGCUUCUUUGAAUCGUCUAGUCGACACAAAAUCUUCUUGUUCCAAGGGAACAACUUUACUACAUUACCUUGUACAAAUUCUCGAAGCCAGAUUUAGAGAAGUUCUAGAAAUCGAAGAAGACAUGCCGCAUGUUAAAACGGCUGCUAAAGUUAGUAUGGCCGAUUUGCAGAAAGAAGUGGCCAACUUGAAAAAUGGACUGCAAGAUGUUCAAAGAGAAAUAGAAUUUCAUCGAGGUCAAUCUCAAGUGCUUCAAGGAGACAUGUUUUUACCAGCGAUGAGAGAUUUUCAGGCGCAAGCCACAUGUAGAUUAGCAGAGGCCGAAGACUUAUUUCAAGAUAUGAAAACUAGAUUUGAUCGAGCAGUGAGAUUAUUUGGUGAAGAUUCGGCUGGUGUUCAACCAGAUGAAUUCUUUGGCAUUUUUGAAAACUUUUUACAAGCCUUAGCUGAAGCAAGACAAGAUGUAGAAAAUAUGAGAAAGAAAAUCGAAGAAGAGGAACGUAGAGCAAAACAAGAACAGGAACUCCGAAAGAGAACGAUAGAGAGGAAGAACUCGCGGGAGGGUAUAUUAAAUAGCAUAUCUUUAAAUAAGAAGAAUGAAGUAAAUAGUAAUGGACAACAAAAUGAUAACAAAGGCGAAUUCGACGACUUGAUAUCUGCUCUUCGAACUGGUGAUGUGUUCGGCGAAGAUAUUGCUAAAUUCAAAAGGUCAAAACGAAGACCUGUUACACCUAGCAGUCAAGAAUCACGUAGGCAUAGUACUCACAAGGAAGAUUCCCGAGAACGUCACUAAAACUCCAAUAGGAUCAAACAGAUCAUUUGUCAGGAUCUUAUAUAAUAUAAGUUUUUCACAUACAAAAGAAUUCAUUUAUUUAGAAUUUUACAUAUCAUGUUUUAA
Messenger RNA from Atta colombica, 3301 nucleotides. It is a transcript of the gene DAAM, whose product is annotated as disheveled-associated activator of morphogenesis 1. Gene Ontology annotation, molecular function: actin binding; small GTPase binding. Lineage: Eukaryota; Metazoa; Arthropoda; Insecta; Hymenoptera; Formicidae. Bases 44 to 3196 code for a protein of 1050 amino acids. The transcript has 10 exons. Gene Ontology annotation, biological process: positive regulation of actin filament polymerization; actin cytoskeleton organization. The record is from RefSeq and is a predicted model, not a curated record.